AUGUCAAGCCUACUGGAGCCCAUUGUUGUGGGGAGUAAGCUGACUUUGCGAAACCGAGUAGUCAUGGGUUCCAUGACACGCAACCGUUGCUUCGACGAUUGCAAACCAGGGGAGGCACAAGUCAGACACUACGCAGAUCGAGCCAGAGAUGGUACCGGUCUGAUCGUUAAUGAAGGCACUUUCAUAGAUUGGACUGGCUGUGAUUGGAAAUAUUCUCCUUUCAUGAUCACUGAGGACCAUGCCAUUGCUUGGCGUAAAGUCACCGAUGCUGUACAUCAAGCUGGAGGCAAGAUCUUUUUCCAGGCCUGGCAUGCUGGUCGCUGUCAGCAUGAUCAAAUGCCAAUCAUGAAGGAACACAAUGGUCGUGUUCUCGCUCCAUCCGCUAUCAAAGCAAAUGAUGGCAAAUACCGGGAUUUACCUGGGCAGCCUGGCCACACCGCCAAUAUUGAGGCUAUCAAAGAUGUUAGCGAGGUGAUUCAACUUUAUCGUCGCUCCUGUCAGCUGGCCAAAAAUGCUGGCUUUGAUGGCGUCGAGCUGUUAGCUCAAGGCGGCUACCUGCCCCAGCAGUUUCUGAAUAGCCGUGCAAAUAAGCGAACCGAUGAGUACGGCGGCUCUGUCGAAAACAGGUGUCGUUUCAUUCUGGAGGUCGUUGGCGCCAUCGCGGAGGUUUUUGACGGGCCGGAGUUUGUCUGCGUGAAAAUCAAUCCUACGGACUUCUACAAUGAUUCUAUGGUCCAGUUCUCUGAGAUGAAGGAGGUUUACACAUACCUCAUCCGCGAGCUCGUAGCUCGCAAGGUCGGAAUCAUUAACCUUGGGCGUCGCGGUAUCGACCCUAACGCCGGUACUGGCGACUUUUUCGGCCGCGUCAAACGUCCUGCAGGCUAUCCCAUUCCCGAUGGUUAUGAUCCUGUUCUUGACUUUGGAAAACUAGUCAAAUUUCCGGGAAGUCCUACAAUGCUUAUGGCGAAUCAUGAUUACACGGUGGAAGAAGCUGAUUCUCUCAUCAAGGCGGGCAAGCUUGAUUUGAUCACCUUCGGAAGACCAUUUAUCUAUAAUCCUGAUGUUAUUACCCGCAUUAAACACAGUAUUCCAUUUAACACGAAUGACCGAGGACCUACGGUCCAUUAUGGGCCAGUUCAGGUCGCAGAUGAGAAUUACAACGACUGGCCAAGUGCCCGUAUUUAA
Colletotrichum truncatum is the source of this 1185-nucleotide messenger RNA. Its product is annotated as nadh:flavin oxidoreductase nadh oxidase. NCBI's taxonomy places the organism in Eukaryota, Fungi, Ascomycota, Sordariomycetes, Glomerellales, Glomerellaceae. The record is from RefSeq and is a predicted model, not a curated record. Gene Ontology annotation, molecular function: FMN binding; oxidoreductase activity.